This is a messenger RNA of Protopterus annectens (West African lungfish), 4921 nucleotides long. RefSeq names its product tubulin tyrosine ligase like 4 (gene TTLL4). Gene Ontology annotation, cellular component: cilium. The record is from RefSeq and is a predicted model, not a curated record. The transcript has 23 exons. NCBI's taxonomy places the organism in Eukaryota, Metazoa, Chordata, Ceratodontiformes, Protopteridae. Gene Ontology annotation, molecular function: tubulin-glutamic acid ligase activity; tubulin binding. Gene Ontology annotation, biological process: protein polyglutamylation; microtubule cytoskeleton organization. The coding region runs from base 84 to 4745 and encodes 1553 amino acids.
CAGAUGAUCAUCAAACAGAAAUUGUGGAAGAUGCUUUGCAUUUUUUGUGAAUCUGUUGUGGGCUGUUUGUGAAAUGGCUACAUAUGGCCUUCACAGGGACCAAGGAGUGUUUUGCUCAGUCUGCAAAGGACCAUGAUCUUAAGUUAUGCAGUCCACUUGGCAUUCUUAGCUCAUAUGGUACUAUAACAGCACAAGACUGCAGACCUGCAUACUCCCAUCUUCGGCAACAUCAGCCGCGACAUUCUAGAAGAAAUAAUGUGAACAAUUGUAAAGACCAAAAUCGGAUUCUCUCAGGAAUUCCUGCACAGCAAUCCUACCUCUUCAACUGCAAUAUACCAUUUAGUACUGACUCUGAGUCUGCAUUACAGAACAAGACAUCUUACUACUCUCAUUCCCUUACUCAUCCUUCUGAGGGCACUUUCUGUUUUCAACAAAUGUUGCAUGUGAAUAGACCUUAUCAGAAACUUGAAACGUUUAGUUUGAAGCCAAGAAUAUUGGGGAAAAGGGCAUUCUCUUCUCCUUAUCCACCAACUCCCAUCUGUCUGUCUCCACCAAAGUCACAGACUAGUGCGAAAUUCCAAUCAGAAAGUGCCAAUUCAUUUCUUGGAGGUCAUUCUUGUGUCCCUAGUAUAGCUCGGGAGCAUCCUGGUGUCAGAGUUGGAAAUUCUGUUGCCAUCUCAGGUAAACCAGUGUUAGCAUCCUACAAGCCAGCACUGAACAAAAAUACAUUCAUGAGGCCUACUAGUGCAAAAGUGCCUUUGCAUCAUACAAAGGAGGGUAGAAACUGUAAACCCUCUUCAUUGGGUUCUGCUCACCAUUUUGGGGAGAGUGGGGGUGUAACGUAUGUAAAUCUUGACACUAGUCCACUUAAACAUCACAAUGCCAUCACAGCACAGACUGAAGUUGAAGUUCUUAAUACAGCCUUGCCUCCAGUUAAUAUAGUUGCAAAAACUGAAUGUGCUUCCUCACAUAUGGAAGAAAGUCUUCAUCAUAGUAAGUCUUUUGUUCAAGAUGCUAGGGACCCUCAAAUUACAUUUACUGAAGCUGUGAGGAAAUUGGCUGCUUCCACAGGUAACUGCCUGAAAAAUGGCUUGUCCAAUGGACUUGGAAACUUUGCUCAGUGUUGUGAACAUAAUCCUGUUAUUGGUACUAACUUACUUAAAGGCUUUUGCCGCAAGACUGGUGAAAUUACAGAGAAUACUAUGGUGCCACAUAUGACUCAGGGAGAGACUAAAAUUUUCAUUGCCACUAAGACUGGAACAGCUUGCCUUGCUAAUGGGAUUACGGACACUGCAAGUAUCGAGAGUCCUGUCUGUAUCAGUCGGAGUGAUACUGCAGCCCCAGACACAAUAUCUAUUGGGGAUGGAAAUGAAUCCCUGUCUAAAGCACAGACUACCCAGCCAUCUGUUAGCCAUGGCCAGGGCAUGAAAGUGAGGCUUUCCCGGUGUACAAGUGUUUCAUUGGUAACAACAAGGAUAUCGGCUAUCCAUCUAGAUAAAGGAAUUGCUGAAGGAGAGGUAAUGGGGAGUGGUGAAGAUGCAGAAAUGAAGGACUCUGAGUCUAGUGUAAGUCAUCUGCAAGAGGAAGAUGAAGGUGAAGAGCUGCUGGAUGGACUGGAAGAUGAGUGCAGUCAGGAGGAUGAAGAGUUGGUCUGCUCCUCUGAUCUUGAGGCAUCUUCUCUUACUUCACUGGCUGGCCUUUCAAGUCCCUUUAUUUUAAGCUUCAGCCAGUCAGAGCCACAUUUUGACAGAGACUUUGGUUAUGAAAGAUUAAACAAGACCUACAGAACUUCAGCAAACAGUAUGUUGCAUUUAAAAAAGCAUCUUCAGACAUCACCUCCUACUGCAAUUAGAAAGCUAAAUAGUCCAAAAAGGAAUGCAGUUAAUUCAGGUGCUGACAAGUUAGACAAGAAAUCAUUUACACUGCCAUCUAUUGCAGCAGUCAUUGGUUCUGGUCAUGUCACACAGUCCAAGGUGGAUAGUUUGAUCAUUGUCUUUGGGGUGAAUGACAUGCAGUGUUUCAGCAUUAUUGAACAGCCAUCCUUCAUCAACUUUGUAACUGGUGUGCAGCCAGGAAAGAUGGACAUGAGCAGCAAAACUCUUGUUGAACGGGUGGAGAAACAGUUCAGUGAUGUGAAAGACAAUCUGAUGGAAACCUUGGCAAAUGUUUCAACUAUUUGCACUAUGGCUGACAUUUGGACCCAUCAGAAUUGUAGUUUCUUUGGCAUUACCACCUAUUGGAUCAACUGUGACACACUUCAACAAAAGUCAAAAGCUUUGUCAUGCUGCAGAAUACAGGAGAAGCAUACAUACAAUCUCAUAGUGUCAACUCUUGUGAGCAUUCACAUCAAGUACAAGAUAGAUCAAAAGGUGUGUGCAACAUUUACUGACAACAGCAGCAAUUUUGUAAAGACUUUCACUGUCUUUGCAGAAUGUGAGAGAUAUCAGACUACAAGCAUUCUGUCCCAAGACGAGGAUGAUGAUGGUGAAGUACAUAGGCAGCCCAGAGAAACCAGGAAGAAGAUGGAUGACAAAGAAAAUGGAGUGAGGAGCAGAAAAAUGAGAGGUGAAUCCUCUAUUAAUGAGAAUAUUAUGGAAAUUAACACAUUGGAGGAAAGAGUCGAGAAAGGGCAGUCGGGAGCAUUGUGGGAUGAUUUACUAAAAGACAUGCUCAAUCAGAGUGAACCAGAGAGUGAAGCGGUGGCUUCUUGGGGAGAAAUUAAGGAAAAAAUGCAGGAAGAGGAGGCUGGAGAAGAUAGUACAAAAAGAAAUUUGUAUGCACAGAAAAUUAAAGAAGGAGAGAAGAGAAGUGAAGAGGUGAAAGAACGUGGUGUGAUUUUGAAGGAAGUAUAUCUAGAGAUGCAGGUGGAGGGACAGACUACCAAUAUUGCAGACAGGGUGAAACUUAUCAAUAUAGAUACUUUAAAUUUGGCUCAGUUUACUUUUUAUGCAGUGGACACUGAGUGUGCUGAAGGUUAUAGUUGUAAACGGUCCAUCAUCAAACUCAUUUACCUCAUUUGCAAUGAGUUAGUGGAACUUCUGCCUUGGCCGCAAAGGAAACUGCUGAAGUGGAAAAUGAGCACAGUCACUCCUAACAUAGUGAAACAGACCAUUCAGAGGUCUCAUUUUAGGGUCACCAGAAAAAGUUAUGAUUGGCUGGGCUGCUGGGGGCACCAUAUGAAGUCUCCUGGAUUCAAGGCACUGAGGGAACAUCAAAAGCUGAACCACUUUCCAGGUUCAUUCCAGAUUGGAAGAAAGGACCGUCUCUGGCGCAACCUUUCGAAAAUGCAAUCUCGAUUUGGGAAGAAGGAAUUUAACUUUUUUCCUCAAUCUUUUGUGCUUCCAAAAGAUAUCAAGUUGUUGAAGAAAGCUUGGGAAGAAGGGGGCAGCCAUCAGAAAUGGAUUGUAAAACCACCAGCAUCUGCAAGAGGAAUUGGGAUCCAAGUAGUCCACAAAUGGAGUCAAGUACCUCGGAAGAGGCCGCUGUUGGUGCAGAGGUAUUUGCACAAGCCUUAUCUCAUUAGUGGAAGCAAGUUUGAUUUGAGAAUAUAUGUUUACGUCACUUCCUAUGAUCCGCUGCGGAUCUACAUAUUUACAGAUGGACUAGUGCGUUUUGCAAGCUGCAAGUAUUCCUCAUCUAUGAAGAGCCUAAGCAACAAAUUCAUGCAUUUGACUAAUUACAGUGUGAACAAAAAAAACUCCGACUACAAGUCCAAUACAGAUGAGACUGCAUGUCAGGGGCACAAGUGGUCUCUGAAAGCACUGUGGAACUAUCUGAGCCAGAAGGGAGUCAAUACUGACGCUGUCUGGGAAAAAUUGAAAGACAUUGUUAUAAAAACGAUCAUUGCGUCUGAACCAUAUGUGAACACUCUGGUCAAAAUGCAUGUGCGUCACCCUAACAGUUGCCAUGAGCUUUUUGGGUUUGAUAUUAUGUUGGAUGAAAACAUGAAACCAUGGGUUCUAGAAGUUAAUAUUUCUCCCAGCCUUCACUCAAAUUCUCCAUUGGAUGUGAGCAUCAAGGGACAGAUGAUUCGAGACCUCCUUAAUCUUGCUGGCUUUGUCCUGCCGUACAAAGAUGAGGUGACUGCACACAGUGAGAGUGGCUCUGCAGCAAGUUUAUGUGCGAGUGCCAAAGAAAAACCCAGGCGCAUCUUGGAACUCUCAUCAGAUGAGAAGAUGAAAAGAGCCUAUUUUCUGAACCAGAAGUUUUCAGAUCAGGAGUCAUACAGUACUGUCUUGGAUAUUUUGACUCCAGAUGAUGUAAGGAUACUAGUAGAAACAGAAGAUGAAUUAUCACGUUGUGGGGAGUUUGAGAGGAUCUUCCCAUCUCCAUUCUCAUCAAGAUACCUCAGGUUCUUUGAACAGCCCCGCUACUUAAACAUUCUCCUUAGCCAGUGGGAGCAGAAAUCGUUCAACUGUAGACAAAAAGGUAUUGAUCUACUGAGAGCUUUGUGUCAGAAAGGAGUUCAUUUAGGAAUAAACAGUGAUGCAGUUCAUGUGUGGUCUUCAGCAAGACUUCAACUAACACAAAAGACUGAAACACAUCUAAAUGGCUUCAGCAAACCAGACCUUCCUGCACAAAGCAAAAUAGCGGUUCAGAAAGAAAAAGCUAAUGACACAGAUGAUCUUAGCAAGAACCACAAGUCCGUGCCUUCCCUUCAGAAUUUGUCUGUGAUGAGUCGUCUAACACCUACUUUGUUGAAGCAUGCAUUCAGCAGCCUUCCUGAUAUUACACAGAUUGCUUAACAGCACAACAUUGUUCCAGCUCCCCAGGAAAUACGCCUACCUCAGAAAUGGAAAGGACUAAACUGGCAAUUUUGGCAAGGGGUUAUAAUCAAGAAUCACAACUUCUGCUCUGUGCUGGAACAGAUUUUUUGACUUUGCAUAUAAUUUUCAAAUAAAGCUGCAACAGAUUUUUUUAA